GCGUUGUUGGCCAAGGCAAUAUCCCCUCUUUAAUAUUGAUAUGUUUGGCAGUAUUUGGUUCUUUCAAGUUGCUUGAUUGAAUAUUAAUUUCAACCCGACAUUCUCCCCAUUCCCUUCCCUUCCCUAUCUUUAUGUUGUCUCUGUUACGUGCGGAAGCCUGAGGUUGUUGGCCAUCUUUCAGCUACUCCGAUCUUCUUCCGCGGGUAUCGAUUGUGUUCCAGAGGUUAGAACCACUGGGCUGCUCGGCGCUGUCUCUGCCUCAAACCUUCAUCUUCACCUACAAUCGUUACCUACUACCUACCUUGCCUUACCCUUCCUAGAUUAUUUCUCGCUUCAUACCGCUUUUGACCAUACGGGCACUGACUGUCAGUGUCUAUCCCAACUCAGCUCGUCAUUGGCUUGGCACUGCAUCACCGUUGUUAUUCUUUGCCCAGUUUGCGGGUCGCUUCUUAAGUUAUUCGCCACCAGCCUAAGAUCUAGACUGAACGUCAACCAACGGACGGCAUACCACCUUGUAUCGAUCAGAUCUAUCUCAUCGUCUUGGUAACCUCGUUUGGCUCUUGUUCCUGGAUCGAGCCGGACCAUUUCCUCCUUGUUUAUUCUUCUCUUUUAAUCCUCCAUAGGUCCCUUCACCACUCAACCUGUGUUACUAAUCUCAACUCCUGUUGAUCUCACGUAGACCUUCUCACACUCGGUCUCCUACAUCACCCAACCUCGAUCUUUCGCCUCAACGACAUCUUGAACUAUCUUUCAGUCUGGCUUCGCGCGCCUUUCGCCUCGCCGGCCUCGCUGUCGGCCUUGGUUUGAGUGCCUUGACUGCGUACCAACGCAGCCAAGCGCAGCAGAUGUCUUCUCAUGCCGAGAGGCAUGGUCACCUCGACGCGACCGCAGGCCGUGAGGUAGUAUAUUGCCACGCCUGCGCUGGGGAAUGGUAUCGAGACGAGAAUGGACUAACUUGUCCCGAAUGUCACGGCGAGAUUACUGAGAUUAUCGAUCCCGCAAACGAUCCCCGCGACUUUGAACACCACUCCUCUGCCUCCACCUCACCCGAGCAUCACCCGUACGAUUCAGAUCCUGAAGAAGCCGAUAUAGAUGAGCAUGCCCAGCAUGGCUUUGUGUUUCGACGGAGCGUCCGAGACGGUCCGAACCACCCACAUCAUCAUGAUCCCGCUACUGCGCCAACUUAUGAGCGCUUCUGGGAUAUGCUUAACGGAUUUGGACCUCGAGCACCUGGCGGAAACAGUUCUUUCCCACCUAGCCCAGGAGAACAUGAACUACCCCAAGGACCAAACUUUGGACCGCGCAUUCACCGGACGACUUUCACGUCAGGGCCACUAGGCGGAACGACUUCUGUAACAAUCGUAUCGGGACCUAUCCAUGCAACAAGCCGUGGUCCCGCUGGUGCCCCAGGAGGCGAAACAUUUCAAGAGUAUGCACAACCUCCAUUCCAGCUUGAUGAACGACCUGGCGGCUUGCGAGUCACGGCCAUUUCCAUGAAUCUUGGAGCUAACCAGCGUACCAGUUUCUUUCAGAACAUGCUACGCGACAUUGUACCGCCACCACCCGCUCAUAACCAUGACGGUGAGGAAGGCGCCGGAGGUCCUCCACCCGGUCUGGCUCGAAGCCUGCAAGAUAUCCUGAAUCUUCUUAAUCCAGCAAAUGCAAUGCAUGGUGAUGCAGUGUACUCCCAAGAGGCUCUGGAUCGGAUCAUUACUGGACUCAUGGAAGCCAAUCCCCAGUCUAACGCGGCUCCUCCAGCUACAGAGGAAGCUCUCAAGAACCUGGAACGAAAACCUGUCGACAAACAAAUGUUGGGUUCGGAGGGAAAGGCAGAGUGUACCAUUUGCAUCGAUGAGAUGAAGGAGGGGGAUAUGGCCACAUUUUUACCCUGUAAUCAUUGGUUUCACGAGGAGUGUGUCACCUUGUGGUUAAAGGAGCACAACACUUGCCCCAUCUGCCGAACGCCGAUCGAAAAGACCGAUCGCAGCGGCAACAAUAAUGGCGGCAAUGGGAACAACAAUAAUAGCGGCGACGGCUCCCAAUCCCAAGGUCCAAUGCCAGGUUCUAACUCUGACCAACCGAACCCGUCUGGAACUCGAGCGUCAUUCACGUUUACUCCCAACCAGUGGACACCAUUCGACAACCCUCAUUCUCACACACGCCCGGUGCGGUUCUCGCGACCUCCAAGUCAGAGCCAGAGUCGCCUGAAUGAAGCAUUGCGUACUAUCUCGAACCGGCAACAAGAGAGAGAACGUGAACGCGAGCGUGAACGAGGCGAGACAUCAGGGUUUAGCUACGACACGUCUCGACUUCAGCGACGAAGCUCACACUCUCCAACAAGUCCUAGAGCGACUGCCCCGAGUGAACAUGGCGCUCGUAUGCGACAGAGAAGCCCUUCCCAGAGUAGCCGUCGGUCAGCGGCGGAGUCGGAUCAACAACGCCGGCAGAGCAGCCAUGGCCCCAUUAGCUGGCUCCGCGAUAGAUUUGGUGGAGGAGGGCCUGGUAACGGACCGCCACGAGAGGAAAGGCGACAGUAGAAUCGUCACUCACCAAACUCUGGGGGAAUUGCAUUGAGGACGAUAUCAGAAGUCCUGAUUCCUCGUCGUUCGCUCGCAAGGUGGCAUGAAGACAAUGAGAGGUCUUAGAGGCAGACCUUGGUGAGAUAACGUAUUGCUAUCAUGCCACCUCGAUACACAACGUGCAGUGACUGCAACCAAGUGCCGAUCUCUUGACGUAUGCGCUUCGAUGUACGGGAUAGAAUGGAGGUUUAGUUGGUAGGGCACACGGGAAUGAUUGGAAUUGAGCUACCAGCGGCAUUGAUAAUUACAUAAAUGGACGUCAGGGAUAGUCCAUAAAGAUUGAAGACUGAUGUCGAGUGUUCUUAUUGUGAGCUCGACCCAUGUUGGUUGUGUCAAUGUACGUCGAAUGAUUGCAUUCCAGACAACAGCCGUCGAGUGUGUCAAUAGACACAGGCUCCUGUAAGGUAAUUCUAAUGUGUUCAAGUCUAUUGGUUGGUUGUUGAGAUACCAGACAAGCCUUGCAAGAGCCGAGCUUACAUCAACCUUUGACUAUUAAGACAUUAUGAACUAUAGACGCCUCGCUGAUAAUUACAUAUUGAAACAAGGCAGCUUCUUGUAAUUUUGAUAUCUGAUCAAGGGAAUGACUCUGGACAGGAGAUGUUCAGUUCUUACAAAAAAGCAAUGUAUUCGACUAUCUCGCUGCAUGGAUCCAGAAAUAUCACACCGCUCUUGCGGAUGCUGCUCCUGACCCAAUCUCUCCAUCUCUUGGUAGGAUCUUUGGUCUCCCUUUUGCUGGUCGGUAAAUCUAGCUUACGCCUACCGAGAACUGUCCCUGUGGUCACCUAAGUUUUCGGCCGUUUCCCAGUCUGAAGUCUCGUCCUUGGAUGGCUUCUUUGAUUUCGCAGGUAGCCUGUCUUGUUUCUUUAAGGACUGGUUUGUUUUUUCUAUGUUCCAUCGAAGAACAUCUGAAUAGCGCGGCGUCAGCUUCUGACCAGGCUUCUUCUCCUGACCCUGGCCUGAAGGGUGGGAUGGAUCUUCAGACUAGAUCUUGAGGGAGACUGGUGGGUUUUGAUCUAAGCCAGCCGAAUGUGUCUCUUGGUCCACAGGAGGGUGUGCGACAACAUCAGGUGUUGGAGCCGCCGGCGGUGAUGAAAUGCUUCCCCGGACUGAGUGUGCUGGUUCAGGAGAAUUGCUGCCUCCACGUGAAGUAAUCUUGCGAGGGGGCGGGGAAGGCGAUUGCCUUUCUUUUGGACACCCUGUGUCUUCAGAUGCUUGUCUCUUUCUGGGGACUGUAUUUCUUGAGAUGCGCCUCUCUCUUCAGAUGUACGUCCCUCCCCUGGAGACUGUAUUUUCUCAAAAGCGUGUCUCCCUUCUGGCGGCCGUGUGUCUAAACAAGAGCCUGGGCCAUCCUCCGACGACUGAGGCAAAGAGACAUUCCUUACAGGGAAGCCAGGGGCUGAAAUUCUGCGGCUCGAGGGUCCAAAGAAGGCGAAGAGUUUGAGUCUCCAGGAUUCGAAGGAGAUGGCGCCAGCCCCGAUUUCUAAUUACCGGGGGAGUUUUUCCAUAUUGUACCGCACUGCUUAAGUCAACAACUACAACAAGCUUAAGAGCCACAUAUGUGAGAUAAAACUUACGGCGGCGCAGAACUGAUUUCCGAUCAACCCCGCUAUAGACCCGGCUGUAUCACACAUGGGGCAGUCGUUUCCCGCCAUGACAAGUUCGCCGAUUGUCAAGGUACGGGGAAGUGAGAGAAAACUUAAAGGCUAAUCAAUAGGGUACAGUGAGUGGAUGGCUCGGUCUGUGAUUCAAGAGAGAGCACUACAACAAGGGUAGAAUACUGUAACCAAUAUGGUGAUAACGAAAGUUGUGAUGAUAACCACGAUGAUGUUGAUGCUGCUGCUGAUGUUGGUUGAAAGAAGAAAGAUAGUUUGAGGUAUUCUGCAAAAUUUAUCAAUUUUCGGUCAUGG
Molecule: messenger RNA, 4486 nt
Organism: Fusarium verticillioides 7600
Lineage: Eukaryota; Fungi; Ascomycota; Sordariomycetes; Hypocreales; Nectriaceae
Exons: 2
Coding region: 846-2537 (563 amino acids)
Biological process (GO): protein ubiquitination
Molecular function (GO): ubiquitin protein ligase activity
Source: RefSeq, a predicted model, not a curated record